GAGCAAUAUAACCUCCCCAUCACCAGCAUUUCGGUCUCUCUCUCCCCCAGUGUCUCUUUUCAGUCGGAGGACGUUUUCGGGAUGGCGAACUUCAAGGGUCACGCGCUUCCAGGCAGUUUCUUCCUGCUCUUUGGGCUCUGGUGGUCUGUGAAAUACCCGCUGCAGUAUCUCAGCCAGAAAGUAAAUAAGCAAUCCCACAGGAUUUAUUGUUUCCAGCGUGUGGAUGCCAUCGAAGGGGGAAUCAAAAUCAUCUUUGCUCUAAUAGGGAUGCUGGCGGAGCAGUUCGUCCCGGACGGUCCACACUUGUACCUCUACAGUGGGGAGAACCACGACUGGGUGAAGCUGAUGAACUGGCAGCACACCACCAUGUACCUCUUCUACGGCCUCUCCGGGGUGGUGGACGUCUUCACCUACACCUCCCAGGCGGUGCCGCGGGGUCUGGAUCGCCUCAUGCUGUCCGUGGCCGUGUUCGUUGAAGGUUGUCUCUUCUAUUACCACGUCCUUCACCGCCCGAUGCUGGAUCAGCAUAUCCACUCCCUGCUGCUCAUCGCCAUCUUUUCAGGGGCCUGCAGCAUCAUGCUGGAGGUCUUCCUCCGCGACAACAUUGUCCUGGAGAUGUUCAGAGCCGGUGUCACCAUCGUCCAGGGAACGUGGUUCUGGCAGAUCGGGGUCGUGCUGUUCCAGCCGUGGGGAGGUCCGAUGUGGGAUGAGAAGGACCACAGCAACAUGAUGUUCCUCACCAUGUGCUUCUUCUGGCACUGGGCAGCCGCUGUGGCCGUCCUGGCUAUAAACUACACUCUCACUUACUGCUGCAUCCAGAGGUGCAGGAGAGGCAGCGGAGAGCCCUACAUCGGGCUCGGAGUCCGGCAGCAAAAGUGUGACACGAGCUCCCAAGCCGCCUUCUUAAAUGGUUCUGAUGAAGAGUGA
Gavia stellata (red-throated loon) is the source of this 927-nucleotide messenger RNA. Its product is annotated as transmembrane protein 45B. Lineage: Eukaryota; Metazoa; Chordata; Aves; Gaviiformes; Gaviidae. Bases 82 to 927 code for a protein of 281 amino acids. The record is from RefSeq and is a predicted model, not a curated record. The transcript is spliced from 6 exons.